Penicillium pulvis is the source of this 2307-nucleotide messenger RNA. RefSeq names its product 5-methyltetrahydropteroyltriglutamate--homocysteine S-methyltransferase. NCBI's taxonomy places the organism in Eukaryota, Fungi, Ascomycota, Eurotiomycetes, Eurotiales, Aspergillaceae. Gene Ontology annotation, molecular function: 5-methyltetrahydropteroyltriglutamate-homocysteine S-methyltransferase activity; zinc ion binding. The transcript has 2 exons. Bases 1 to 2307 code for a protein of 768 amino acids. The record is from RefSeq and is a predicted model, not a curated record.
AUGGUCCAAUCAUCCGUUCUCGGUUUCCCCCGUAUGGGUAAGCUUCGUGACCUGAAGAAGGCCACUGAAGCUUACUGGGGUGGCAAGAUCUCCCGCGAUGACCUUCUCGCUGAGGGCAAGCGUCUCCGUCUGGAGCACUGGAACCUCCAGAAGAACGCUGGUGUUGACGCCAUCCCCUCCAACGACUUUGCUUUCUACGACCAGGUCCUCGAUCACAUCCAGCUGUUCGGUGUCAUCCCCGAGCGCUACAGCAAGUACAACCUCGACCCCCUUGACACCUACUUUGCCAUGGGCCGUGGUCUCCAGAAGGAGGGUGUUGAUGUUCCUGCCCUUGAGAUGGUCAAGUGGUUCGACUCCAACUACCACUACGUUAAGCCUGCUCUGGCCGACAACCAGGUCUUCAAGCUCUCUUCCGACCCCAAGCCCGUCCGCGAGUUCCUCGAGGCCAAGGCCGCUGGCAUUGUCACCCGCCCCGUUGUCCUGGGUCCCGUUUCCUUCCUGGUCCUGGCUAAGGCCGACCGUGGUGCCAGUGUGAACCCCAUCACCAAGCUGGCUGACCUCCUGCCCGCCUACGUUGAGCUCCUUAAGCAGCUCAAGGCUGCCGGUGCUGAGGAUGUCCAGAUUGAUGAGCCUGUCCUCGUCUUCGACCUCUCCGCUGAGGCCAAGGCCGCUUUCAAGCCCGCCUACGAGCAGCUUGGCAGCCUGGGUGCCAGUGCUCCCCGCCUGACCCUCGCCACCUACUUCGGUGACAUCGUCCACAACAUUGAGGUCCUCUCUUCCCUCCAGAGCCUCCACGCCAUCCACGUGGACCUUGUCCGCAACCCCGAGCAGCUUGACACCGUUGUCGCUGCCCUUGGCCCCAAGCAGACCCUCUCUGCCGGUGUCGUUGACGGCCGUAACAUCUGGAAGACCAACUUCAAGAACGCCAUUGAGAAGGUUGAGGCUGCCAUCCAGAAGCUCGGCAAGGACCGCGUCAUUGUCGCCACCUCCAGCUCCCUCCUCCACGUCCCCCACACCCUGGACUCUGAGAAGAACCUCGAUGCUGAGGUCCGUGACUGGUUCAGCUUCGCUGUCCAGAAGCUUGCUGAGGUUGUUGUCAUUGCCAAGGCCGUCACCGAGGGCCCCGCUGCCGUCUCCGCUGAGCUCGAGGCCAACGCCAAGUCCAUGCAGUCCCGCGCUACCUCCAAGCGCACCAACGACCCCGCCGUCAAGGCCCGCCAGGCUGCUGUCACCGCUGAGAUGCACAACCGUAUCUCUGCCUUCCCUACUCGCAUUGCUGCCCAGACCGAGCACAUCAAGCUUCCUCUCUUCCCCACCACCACCAUUGGUUCCUUCCCCCAGACCCAGAACAUCCGUCGUGUUCGCAACCAGUUCACCAAGGGUGAGAUCACCCCUGAGGAGUACGAGAAGUUCAUUGAGAACGAGAUCAAGGAUGUUGUCAAGAUCCAGGAGGAGCUUGACCUUGAUGUCUUUGUCCACGGAGAGCCCGAGCGUAACGACAUGGUCCAGUACUUCGGUGAGCGCCUGACUGGUUACGUCUUCACCACCCACGCCUGGGUUCAGUCUUACGGCUCUCGCUGCGUUCGUCCUCCCAUCAUUGUCGGAGACGUCAGCCGCCCUGCCCCCAUGACCGUCAAGGAGUCCAAGUACGCCGUUUCGAUCUCCCAGAAGCCCAUGAAGGGUAUGCUCACUGGUCCCAUCACCUGCUUGCGCUGGUCUUUCCCCCGUGAUGAUGUCCACCAGUCCGUCCAGGCCCAGCAGCUCGCCCUUGCUCUGCGUGACGAGGUUGUUGACCUCGAGGCCGCCGGUGUCAAGGUCAUCCAGGUCGAUGAGCCUGCUCUCCGUGAGGGUCUUCCCCUCCGCACUGGUGCCGAGCGUGAGAAGUACAUCAAGUGGGCCGUUGAGGCUUUCAAGCUCUCCACCGCUGGUGUCGCCGAUACCACCCAGAUCCACUCUCACUUCUGUUACUCUGAGUUCCAGGACUUCUUCCACGCCAUUGCCGCGCUGGACACCGAUGUCCUGUCCAUCGAGAACAGCAAGUCUGAUGCUAAGCUGCUCAAGGUCUUCGUUGACGAGAAGUUCGCUGCUCAGAUCGGACCCGGUGUCUACGACAUCCACUCUCCUCGUAUCCCCAGCGAGCAGGAGAUCAAGGACCGUGUCGAGGAGAUGCUCGCCCACCUGUCUCCCGAUCAGCUCUGGAUCAACCCCGACUGUGGCUUGAAGACUCGUGCUUGGCCCGAGACCAAGGCUGCUCUGACCAACAUGGUCCAGGCUGCCAAGUACUUCCGCCAGAAGUACUCGCAGUAA